AUGGUCAAGAAAGUUUUAUUAUUAGGUUCAGGUUUUGUUGCUAAGCCAACCGUUGAUAUUUUAGCUAAAACUGAAGGUGUUCAAGUUACUGUUGCUUGUAGAACAUUAGAAAAAGCUCAAUCAUUGGCUUCUGAUGUUGCCACUGCCAUCUCAUUAGAUGUUUCAAAAGAGUCAGAAUUAGAUGCUGCUGUGUCUGACCAUGAUUUGAUUAUUUCUUUGAUCCCAUAUAUUUAUCAUGCUACUGUUGUUAAAUCAGCUAUCAAACACAAAAAGAACGUUUUAACAACUUCAUACAUCUCACCAGCUUUAAAAGAAUUAGAAGAUCAAAUCAACGAAGCUGGUAUCUUGGUUUUCAAUGAAAUUGGUUUAGAUCCAGGUCUUGACCAUUUAUAUGCUGUUAAAACCAUUGAUGAAGUCCACAAAGCUGGUGGUAAAAUCAAAUCAUUCAUUUCUUACUGUGGUGGUUUAGCUGCACCAGAAGAUGCCAAUAACCCAUUAGGUUAUAAAUUUAGUUGGAGUGCUAGAGGUGUCUUGUUGGCCUUAAGAAAUUCAGCCACUUUCUAUAAAGAUGGUAAAAAAGUUGAAGUUGAUGGUCCAGAAUUAAUGGGUUACACGGCUCCUUACAAAAUCAACGAAUUUACUGAAAAGGGCUUGGUUGCUUAUCCAAACAGAGAUUCAACUGUUUUCAGAGAAUUAUAUGAAAUUCCAGAAGCUGAAACAGUUAUUCGUGGUACUUUACGUUUCGAAGGUUUCCCUGAAUUCAUUAAGGUUUUGGUUGACUUGGGUUUAUUGAAGGAUGAUGAAAAUGAAAUUUUCACUCAAAAAUUAUCAUGGAAAGAUGCUUUAGCUAAAUAUUUAGGAGCUGAAUCUUCAAAAGAAGAAGAUUUAAUUAAAUCUAUUGAAUCUAAAACCAAGUUUGCAGAUGAAGACGCCAAAAAGAAAAUCAUCGAUGGUUUCAACUGGUUUGGCUUAUUAUCAGAUGAAGAAAUUGAUCCAAAGGGUAAUCCUUUAGAUACCUUGUGUUCUCGUUUUGAAAAAUUAUUACAAUUCGAAAAAGGUGAAAGAGAUUUAGUUAUCUUACAACAUAAAUUUGGUAUCGAGAACAAAGAUGGCUCUGAAGAAACACGUACUUCAACUUUGGUUGAUUAUGGUGCUCCAACUGGUUCUGGUUACAGUUCAAUGGCUAAGUUAGUUGGUACUCCAGCUGCUGUUGCUUCUCAAUUGAUCUUGAGUGGCAAAUUACCAGUUCAAAAAGGUUUAAUUGCACCAUAUUCUCCAGAAAUCAACGAUCCAAUCAUUAAAAUCUUAAAAGAUGAAUACAAGAUUGAAUUGACCGAAAAAACUUUAUAG
Molecule: messenger RNA, 1350 nt
Organism: Hansenula anomala
Lineage: Eukaryota; Fungi; Ascomycota; Saccharomycetes; Phaffomycetales; Wickerhamomycetaceae
Gene: LYS9
Product: saccharopine dehydrogenase (NADP+, L-glutamate-forming)
Exons: 2
Coding region: 1-1350 (449 amino acids)
Cellular component (GO): cytoplasm
Molecular function (GO): saccharopine dehydrogenase activity
Source: RefSeq, a predicted model, not a curated record